Hirsutella rhossiliensis is the source of this 624-nucleotide messenger RNA. RefSeq names its product peptide methionine sulfoxide reductase domain-containing protein. Gene Ontology annotation, molecular function: peptide-methionine (S)-S-oxide reductase activity. Lineage: Eukaryota; Fungi; Ascomycota; Sordariomycetes; Hypocreales; Ophiocordycipitaceae. The transcript has 2 exons. The coding region runs from base 1 to 624 and encodes 207 amino acids. The record is from RefSeq and is a predicted model, not a curated record.
AUGCCCUCCCCGCUCCUCGCCCGCCUCACGGGCUUCCUCACGCAGCAGCACCCGCUGCGCCUCUCCAUGGCGCCCGCCGACUCCGCCGCGGCGCUGCCCAUCCCCGAGGGCGCCCAGCGCUGCACCGUCGCCGCCGGCUGCUUCUGGGGCACCGAGCACCUCUACCGCCGCCACUUUGCCGGCAAGGGCCUGCUCGACGCCCGCGUCGGCUACAUCGGCGGCGACGUCGACGAUCCCUCGUACCGCGCUGUCUGCGGCGGCAAGACGGGGCACGCCGAAGCCGCGCAAAUCAUCUUCGACCCCGAAAAGGUCUCGUACCGCCAGCUCCUCGAGUUCUUCUACCGCUUCCACGACCCCACGACGCUUAACCGCCAGGGCCCGGACGCGGGGCCCCAGUACCGCUCCGCAAUCUACUUCCACGGCCCCGAGCAGGAGCGCGUCGCCCGCGACGUCACCCGCCGCGCAAACGAACAGUGGUGGAAGGGCGCCGUCGUCACAGAGGUGCUGCCUGCCGGCCGCUGGUGGUCCGCCGAGGAGUACCAUCAGCUCUACCUCGACCGCAACGCCGGCGGCUACGAGUGCCCUAGUCACUUCCUCCGCGACUUUCCGCCUUUGCGCGACUGA